AAUAUGAACUUGUAAAUAGUUGAACAAAAUGGAAUUAAGCUUUUUUAAUGUAAUUUUAUGUAUACAAAUCUUUCAGAUGUCCUGUGAUAAAUAAGAGUAAUCAGUGUUAGCUGAGCGGUUCCACUGAAUGAUUCCAAGUAACCCUGUUUGCUGCUUUUUUAAAUGACCAGUGGACUCAAAUGAGUUUGUUGAGGCUGCUUUAAUGUAUGAAAUCCAGUUCUGAAGCACCAUGUCGAGUGAAGCCAGUUCUGGUGAACAGUUUUCUACCACAACAGUCAGUUCAGUUGCUGUUCAGGCUGGGAAUUCCAGAAUUGUUAUAGCUAUACUUAAGUCUGGAAAAUGGGUGCAACUUCAACUGGCUGAGGCAGAACCAAAUCUAUUAGAAAUUGGCAGCAGUCAAGAUGAGACCAAAAAACUGCUACAAGAUCAUGAACAACUCCUGGUGAGACUUAAGUCUUUGGAAGACCAAGUAUGGGAUCUUUUACGUGAAGCAGACAAGACAGCAGAGGAGAACAAAGAGCAAAGCCAGGUGUAUGAUGCUAUGGCAGAGACUCUUGGGGAUGCCUGGGAUGCCCUCGUCAUUGUGCUGGAGAAGCGAAGGAAACUUCUGAAAAUUACUGCAGUGUUUUUUGAAAAUGCUCUGGAGUUUGCUAUUAAAAUUGACCAAGUUGAGGAGUUCCUCCAGAAUUCCCAGGAGUUUGAGGAUGUUGAAUCUUUGAAAGAGCUCCUUCAGCAGCAUGAACACCAUACAAAAGAGCUCUUGGAAAAGUCUCUGGCCCUCUUAAACAAAAGCCAUGAACUGACUGGAUUCAUAGAUGAGUUCAAAUCUGAUGGGCCAAAUAUAAAUCCUGAGUUGAUUCAGGGAGCUCACAGCAGCUGCUUGAAAAUUGACAGUCUCCUUGAACUGUUACAAGACAGAAGAAGGCAACUGGACAAAUAUCUUAAGCAUCAACGCCAAGGGCUGAAGCAGGUUCUUCAAAUUUGUCAGUGGCAUCACCAAGAAAACCAGGUAACAUCAUUGUACAAGAAAGAUCUCCGAGAUUAUUUACAUAAGCAAAACCUUGGCUCAUCAUUAACAGAAAAUAAAGAGCUUCUUUGUGAGCAUAAGGAAAUGGAAUUCAAAGCUAAGGAAUGGAAUUUUACUGUGGGACAAUUAAAAGCUGAAGCACUCAAGAUUCUGCUUUCAGAAGAUUACGCAGAAAAAGAGCACCUGAAGCUUUCAAAUCAGAAAAUAACUCUUUUGCAAGAAGAGGUGUGCCGUCACAUGGAGGAAAGGAAAAAAUUGUUACAAGAGGCCAGUGACUUCUUUAAUGCUGCUAACAAGGCAUUUGAUGUUCUUGGAGGUAUUGAGGCUUACAUUAAGCUCCUUAAUGAAGAAGGAUUAAGUUUGCCUAUCUUAGCGAUGAAGCAUGAGGAAUUACAGGGAGAGAUUAAAGCCUGUACAACUGAUGCCUUGCAAAAGGGAAAAGCCUUAGUUGGUAAAGGAGACUCUCACAGUUCUUGGCUGCCUGGAAUUCAGGAAAUGAUAGAAUACAUUCAGAAAAGAGUGGAUCAACUGACCAGGCAGUGUCCUGCUUACACAGAAUUUUCUUUAAAGAAACAGCAGUUAACUGCCUCACUAGAAGAUUAUCUAAAAAAGGUAUCAAUGUCAAUUAAAAAAAUCAGCCCUAUACUUACCAUUGGUAUGGAUCCUGGGUCUUGUUUGUCUGAAUCAGAGAGAAUUUUGAACAAACACCUAGAGCUGGCUAAUCAAGCUAAGGAAACAUCACAUCAGCUGGAAGCAGCUGUGAGAAUCAUUAAGGAAGGGGAUGAAUUUGAACCUGAAGAGAUGGCAACUUUUUCUAACAAAGCUGAACUUCUAAAUGAAGAACUGAAAACACUUAGCAAAAAUAUCAGCUCAAAACUAGACAUUCUAAAAGCUUAUGUGGCAUUUUUAAAGUCUGCCAAGGAGGUAAAUGAUGAUGCUGAAAGACUGAAGGAAUUCUUUAAAUCUGAUGCUCUACACACAGACAAUGAAAUGGAAAACAAGACUGUAAUGGAGACAGCUGAAACUCAAUGGCAGACGGUUGUAAAGAAGAUUCUUUCCACUGAGAAUAUGGGUCAUGGUUUCCUUAAUUUAGUAAAUAUGGUAAAUGAGAACCUCAUAUUAAAGUCAGGCAAUGUUGUGGGAGUAACUAAAGAGGCUCUUGAUAAUCUGAAUAAAGUAAAGGAAGACCUGACAGAAAUUUGGACAACCUGGAAGCUUCAAAUAAAUCAAGUUAAGUCCAUCAAACAACAGAGCUGGAAACUUAAAGAGCAGUUUAAAAAAACUACCCACAGUUCAAAAAUUCUUCAAGAGGCACUCAAACCAGCCACAACUGUCGACCUUGGAAGUAACCUUCACAUUCUUUUGGAUCUACAAAAAAAAAUUAACCAAAUGAAACCAGAGUUUCAGCAACUGAGUGCUGAGGUUGAAUACAUGGUGAAAUUAUCAGAACUGCUGAGCCUAAAAGGAGUUCCUGGGCAAGAAAAUUCUGAGAAAGUAAGUGAACUUAUUCAUCUUCAUCAAAAGAUAAAGGACAUGAUGACAGAAUAUGAUGACAUUUUGAACAAGACAGUCAAAUUCCAUCAUGUUAAAGAAAAAAUGGACUGUCUCAUAAAAUCAGGAGAACUUGAGAUUCCUGAAACAAAUGAAGUCCCUGGUGAUGCACAUCAAGUUAAGCUCCACCUUACUAAUACUCUGGAGAAACAUACACAUAUCAGACAUCUGUACAAGCUGGCACUUACCCUGGGAGUGGAUAUCUUAUCUGCAGUACAGAAACCUUGCUGCCUUAAUGUUUCUGUAAAGAACCUACAGCAGGAGCUGGCUACACUUGAGAAUGACAGUAUUAACUGGAGCACCAAAGCAGAUAAAUAUGAAGAGGAGCUGUCACACAACUUCCAGUACUGCACAACUAAAGAAGAGAUAAAUGAGUGCUACAAAGGGCUUGAGCUCAGAGAGUCAUUUAAAGAUCUCAAAAAGAAAUUCAACAACCUAAAAUUUAAUUAUACUAAGAAAACUGAAAAAGCUCGAAAUCUGAAAGUACUUAAAAUACAGAUUCAGCAGGUCGAUAUGUAUGCUGAAAAAAUGCAGAUUCUGAGAAAGAAGGCGGAUAAUUUAGAAAAGAAAACCACUAGCUGUGUAGUAAAUCAGCCUGAUGGUAAUGUUGGUGUCCUCAUGGAGACAGUCAGAGAGUUACAGAAACAGCUGAAUGAGUUUGGCAGAGUUGUGGAAGAUUACAAACAAAAUUUGGAUCUGAUGGAGCAUCUACAACAGCUAAUGGAAGAGUGUCAGUAUUGGUAUGAAGAAGCAAGUGCUACAGUCAUUAGAGUUGGAAAGUAUUCUGCAGAGUGUAAAACCCAAGAAGCAGUAGAAAUUCUCUACAAGCAAUUUAAUAAAUUUAUCCAGCCUACAGUGCCCCAACAAGAGGAAAGAAUUCAGCAGUUUACUGACCUUGCUAAACGUUUAUAUGGUUUUGAAGAGGGAAGUAAGUAUGUGGAAAAAGUGGUAGCAAAGCAUGAAGAAGUUCUUGAUUCCAUCAAUGAACUAUGUAACUCUUUGAAACAACUUGAAAGAGAGAUUGAGAAAGAUGUUUUGAAAGAAGAAACACCAAAUAUAGAGUGUUUUGUGGAGGAGGCGAUUAUAAUACAAAAAGAGCAAGCAAGAAAUAAGCAGGAGCUAUACAAGGAUGUUAGUCAAGAAAAGGAAGAGGAACCAAACCUAGAGGAAGAGAAUAAAUUGGCUGAUAUUUCAGAUAUCUGCCCAGCUGGUGAGGAUUUCAUUUCUCAGUAUGCAGAGCUGUCUUCUUCUGCCAAAGAGGAUAGUUUACAGACUGAGCUCCUGGCAGAAGAAAUGCCCUCUGGGGAUGAAUAUGAGUGUAUAUCACCUGAUGAUAUCUCAUUGCCACCGCUUUCUGAGACACCCGAAUCCAACCUCCUGCAUUCUGAAACAGAGCUGGAAGAUCAGUCGUGCUGUAGUUCUCAUAGUCUGCAUGUCAGCUCCUAUAGCUUGCAAAUGCAGAUAAAUACUACCAGUAAAAGAAUGACCGAUGAGUCUGGUCUCUUAACAACUAUUGCUUACGCUGACACUACGAAUCAGAGAAGGGAAAAUGCAUCCAAUCAGUCUGAGAGGUUUCUCCCCUCUACCAUAUGUCAUCAUCCAAAAUUCAGAGUGCAGUCUCCUUUGACUUACAGUUCACCAGAAACACCAGAAACUAGCACUGCUUUCUGCAUAGUAAAUGCAAGACCAGGAUAUAGCAUGAUGGGUGAAGUGUGUGAGAAGCAUUUGCAGCACUGUGAAAUUCAUAAAAGCAUGACAGAAACACAAGAACAAUUGCAUGGCAUUAAUAACUUUACUAAAACCCAGGAUAGGCUGCAUGCUUUGCCUGGUGCAUUCUCAGAUCUCAUGUUUCAAUCAGACGCUACCAGAAGCUGUCAGAGGCAGAUGGUCACCCGAGAAGAGAUUAAAAGUGCAUCAGAAAAGAACAGCAUGGUCAGCCUAUCUGGACAGGCGCCUAACUUCUCCCAGCUCCUGUCUAAUGUAACUGUCAUGGAAGGUUCUCCAGUAACUUUGGAAGCAGAAGUAACAGGAUUUCCAGAGCCUACACUGACAUGGUACAAGAAGGGCCAGAAACUGACUGCAGAUGAGCACUUUACGCUCUUACAAAAGGAGACAAAGCAUACUUUGUUCAUUCAGAAGGUGUUUGAUACAGAUGCUGGCCUCUAUGUUGCUCGAGCUAAAAAUUCUAAUGGCACAAUCUCAUCAAGUGCUAUCCUCCAUGUGAAAGUACAAGGAAAACUGCCAGACUUUAUACAAAAAUUUGGACAUAAAACUCUACAACAAGGAGAAGAUUUAAUCCUGCAUUGCACUGUACAUGGAAGACCCAGACCAAAUGUCGUUUGGACUAAGGAUGAUAUCCAAGUGGUAGAUGGAGACAUUAGUGUAUGUCUUAACUUUCCUAAAAUGUUCCAUGGGGAGGGACAGAGUAUAUGCCUCUGGGCGCUACUAAUAAUCUUCUGUAUGCAUUUUAUUGUCUUUCAGAUUGAUAAAUUAGGAGACAGCUAUUACCUUUUAAAAAGAAAUGUUGUCCUUGCUGACACUGGGAAAUAUGUCUGUAUUGCCAGCAAUGAAGUUGGAGAGGCACACUGUUCAGCUUUCAUAAAAGUUAUAGGUGAUUCUCUCUCUCCAGAUGCACAUUUUUAGGUACAUUCAUAUAAUAAACAAGAGUCUCA
Molecule: messenger RNA, 5250 nt
Organism: Alligator sinensis (Chinese alligator)
Lineage: Eukaryota; Metazoa; Chordata; Crocodylia; Alligatoridae
Gene: CCDC141
Product: coiled-coil domain containing 141
Exons: 27
Coding region: 230-5221 (1663 amino acids)
Biological process (GO): axon guidance
Cellular component (GO): cytoplasm
Molecular function (GO): guanyl-nucleotide exchange factor activity
Source: RefSeq, a predicted model, not a curated record